AUGGAGUACAUGCAUCAUAUUCAGGGCGUGGUCGUCCUCAAUGACUCAGGUAACCGCGUAUUUGUCAAGUAUUAUCUCAACGAAGAUAUGAAAGCACGUGGUGUGCUGACAACGUUAGAAAAACAACGCGCCUUGGAACGCGUUAUAUAUGACGCCGUUUCGGCGCCCAAACGCAAUUGGGCGGCAUCAAAGGACGGAGACAUCGUGCUUCACGAUGUUCACAGUAUACUGUUCCAUGUUUGGGGCAGUAUAACGUUCGCAAUUGUUGGUGACAUUAAGGAAAAUGAAAUGGUUAUGCACACCGUUCUUCGAUGCAUUGUUGACGCCCUGCAGCGGAUACUGAAAACGCAAGACAUCACUCACAAAGGUAUAUUGGAGAAAUACGAUGCGCUUGUACUGGCAGUGGACGAGGUAAUAGACGACGGCAUUGUUCUUGAGACGUCCGCACAGAACGUUGCUGAUGAUGUCGCACCAUUCAUGGCGGAUGCCGAGACCGAUACGGCUCGUUCGGCGCUCAGCAAGGUCAACGAAUACCUUAAGGAGAAUCUUUAA
Molecule: messenger RNA, 552 nt
Organism: Trypanosoma brucei brucei TREU927
Lineage: Eukaryota; Euglenozoa; Kinetoplastea; Trypanosomatida; Trypanosomatidae
Product: coatomer subunit zeta
Exons: 1
Coding region: 1-552 (183 amino acids)
Biological process (GO): retrograde vesicle-mediated transport, Golgi to endoplasmic reticulum; intracellular protein transport; intra-Golgi vesicle-mediated transport
Cellular component (GO): COPI vesicle coat
Source: RefSeq, a predicted model, not a curated record